UUCUGCGGUGUCCAUUACAUAGGACGGUACAGCCCGGAGCGCGCGCGGCAGAGCACAGGCGCAGCUCCCACUCGCUUCACUGACGAGAGCGACUAAAGCAGAGGGUUCAGCCAUGGUGAAAGAGACCGGUUAUUACGAGAUGCUGGGGGUGAAGUCCAGUGCAUCGUCGGAGGAAAUUAAAAAGGCAUAUAGGAAACUGGCCCUGAAAUAUCACCCCGACAAGAAUCCCAACGAAGGAGAAAAGUUCAAACUCAUAUCGCAAGCCUAUGAAGUUUUGUCAGAUUCAAAGAAGCGAGAUCUUUAUGAUCAAGGUGGUGAACAAGCCAUCAAGGAAGGAGGAAUGGGCAGUGGUGGUGGUUUUUCCUCACCCAUGGAUAUCUUCGACAUGUUCUUUGGUGGUGGUGGCAGAAUGCAGAGGGAGAAAAGAGGGAAGGAUGUUGUCCACCAGUUGACUGUAUCACUUGAAGAUGUAUACAAUGGAGCCACACGGAAAUUGGCAUUGAAGAAAAACAUAAUUUGUGACAAAUGUGAAGGCCGUGGGGGUAAGAAAGGAGCUGUGGAAAAAUGUUCAAACUGCAAAGGCAGGGGAAUUGAAAUCCAUGUCCAACAGAUUGGACCUGGAAUGGUGCAGCAGAUACAGACAAUGUGUUCACAAUGCCAUGGGCAGGGUGAACAAAUUAACCCAAAAGAUCGAUGCAAGAACUGUAAUGGACGCAAAAUUGUGAAAGAGAGAAAGAUACUGGAAGUUUACAUAGAUAAAGGUGCUAAAGAUGGGCAGAAGAUAACGUUCCAUGGGGAGGGUGAUCAGGAGCCAGGAUUGGAACCUGGUGAUGUCAUAAUUAUUCUCGAUCAAAAAGAGCACGAUGUAUUCCGAAGGCAUGUGAAUGAUUUAAUCAUGAAAAUGGAGAUCCUGCUGGUGGAAGCUUUAUGUGGUUUCAAGAGGACGCUAGAAACACUUGACAAAAGAAUACUUCUGAUUACUUCAUGUCCAGGUGAAGUUAUAAAACCUGGUGGUUUUAAAUGUGUCUUUAAUGAAGGAAUGCCAAUUCACCGAAAUCCAUUUGAAAAAGGACAGUUAAUAAUUCAGUUCUCGGUGAAAUUUCCAUUGGAUGGCUGGAUUCCACCAAACGAACUGGCUGAAUUGGAGGCCCAUCUUCCACCACGUGAAGAUGUAAUGAUAACUGAUGACAUGGAACAGGUCGAAUUAACAGAAUUUAUCUCAACAGAACAAUCUAAACGUUAUACUGGAGAGGCAUAUGAGGAAGAUGAAAGCCCCAGAGGAGGAGUUCAGUGCCAGACAUCCUAAACAGUGGCUCAAUGUCACAAAAAAUGGACUGCAAUGCAUCAAAACUAUUUUAAUAUUAAAGCAUUGGUUUGGUUAUUCAAGAUAGGCCAUUCUGCACUAUAUUUCUUGUAUGCUUGAACAGCUUUAGUGUGGAAAUAUUUUUAACGGGUAGGGAAGAAAAUGUAAUAAAGAUUUUGUUCAUGAACUAA
Callorhinchus milii (elephant shark) is the source of this 1494-nucleotide messenger RNA. Its product is annotated as dnaJ homolog subfamily A member 1. Gene Ontology annotation, biological process: protein refolding; response to heat. The coding region runs from base 113 to 1306 and encodes 397 amino acids. Gene Ontology annotation, molecular function: Hsp70 protein binding; ATP binding. NCBI's taxonomy places the organism in Eukaryota, Metazoa, Chordata, Chondrichthyes, Chimaeriformes, Callorhinchidae. Gene Ontology annotation, cellular component: cytoplasm; cytosol. The transcript has 8 exons. The record is from RefSeq and is a predicted model, not a curated record.